AUGCAUGGAUGUGGAAUACGAUUUGAGGUGAGACUCUUUGAGAUAUCUAUUCAAAAAUUACUGUAACUAAUCACGAAUUUCAGUGGAUUUUGCGAGUUUUAUGCGGUUUGCACCUACUUUUGGUUGCCACAAAUUGUUUCAUUAUUGAGCCCGAAGUUUUUGAACCAUUAUUUGUUAUUUAUUCGAUUGGGGUAGGUUUUUCCAUUUUUUGCUGAUAUUAGAUACAAAAUUCGAACUUUUCAGAUUAUUUGCUUUUUCACUUUAUUGAUUUUUUCAUUUGUUUCCUAUCGACCCUGGUUUUUUGUAUUAACGUUGGCAUUCCAGGUGAGAUUAGAAUACAUAAGUAAGUAGUGCUAGAAUUUGAAAAAAAAACAAACUUUCAGGUGCUUUAUAUUUUCUUGGCUGGAUAUUUGGCAUCUUUGGCGUUGAUGGGAUAUUUUAGUGAGUUGUACGCAACAGUGCGUCGCGGUGUUUGCGGACUUGCUGGGGGGGGGCUUUAAAAAAAAUUCAAAAGAAAAACUAAUGGGCACAGGGGUUUUUUCACUACCGAGUCAAUGUAAAAUUGUAAUCGAGCAAUUUGGCUCCGCCCAUCUUUUUCCGCACAGACAUGUGGGCGGAGCUUAGAUUUUCAGAUUUUCAAAAAGAAAAUUGAAAACCCUUUGGCUCAAAAGACACACAAAUAAAAAGAAAAAAGUCGGGCUAUAUGUGUGCUUGCAGCCACCGACAUCUCGCGAGGCCGGCCUCACGCUAUCGCUUUUUUUGUCGGCCACGUAGCGCGCUGUUUGCGGAGGUUUUUUGUCGUCAGAUAAAAUGUUUGGUACGUGAUUAAUUUUCGGUAGUAAUAAAACCCCUGUGAUGGGUGCUUCAGGUCGAAAAAAAAACUAAAAAAACGUUUUUCUACAAAAAAAUUCGAUUCAGCAAAUGUCAAAAAACUCUAUUUUUUUCAAAAAAUGAAAGAUAUCUCGCAGCGAAAAUGUUUCAAUGAAAAAAAAAUGUCAAAAAAUGUCGAAAAAUAGGAAAAAAAAAAUAGUUUUUUGACUUUUGCUGAAUCGAAAUUUUUUGUAAAAAAAACGUUUUUUUAAAUUUUUUUUUUCGACCUGAAUCACCCCAUAAAACUUUUUAAUUUGCAUAAUUAAUUAAUGAUUAAUUUUCCUUUUCAGCUAUAAAAUUGGCUCUCCUCCGACUGAUUUUCUUUGUCAAUACUCUUGUUAUAAUUUGUGAUGUGAUUGCGAUUUUUCUUGUGAUUUCAAUGCGAUCGGAAUAUUUUUCACAUCGAAAAUCUCUUGCGAGAGAUGUCGAAAAGUACUAA
Caenorhabditis angaria is the source of this 1309-nucleotide messenger RNA. Lineage: Eukaryota; Metazoa; Nematoda; Chromadorea; Rhabditida; Rhabditidae. The record is from the annotation of a GenBank genome assembly.